UCCUCAGCUGUUCGAAUAAUGUACUCCGUAAUAAUGUGAAUGAGCAGACACUCCGAGGUGCCAGGAAUGGUGGCUCCGCACUACACAGCAGGUAGAACUCUGAAAGCCCGACCGCCGCCCGAGAUUUCAUGCCCGCUGGCCGAUUCCUCGGCGCAUUCGGCGCCAGUAGCAUUCAGCCCCUCCUCAUCCCACCAUAAUCGUCCAGGGGUCCAAAGUGCAGUUGCACGCACGCAAGACGCAAGCACAUGGAUGACAGGUGCAGACUAAGGUAGUCGGCCGGCGAAUCCCAUGAGUCAACCAACAAAGCCGAGCGAUCCUCGGGACCUUUUUUUUUUUUUUUCUUUUUU
Molecule: messenger RNA, 347 nt
Organism: Colletotrichum acutatum
Lineage: Eukaryota; Fungi; Ascomycota; Sordariomycetes; Glomerellales; Glomerellaceae
Exons: 1
Coding region: 40-267 (75 amino acids)
Source: RefSeq, a predicted model, not a curated record